AUGGACAGGAUUCCCGACGUCGUCCACGUUGUGUCCACGUUCGAAUUUUGUCUGGUUGCUGGUCUUCUUCGCAAUAAAAAAAUUCCCGACGAACUUAUUAAUUCUGCGGGAUUUAUGGCAAUCGUAAAUCUGGUCAACUCCGCCACACUAGACUUUGAGUCCGAGGGCGCGAAAAAUUUAUCUUUUGGCGCCAAAACCAGUCAAGACUCCGAGGAGCUCGUUUCCUUGCUUACCGAAAGAUCAGCCAGAAUAAAUUCCCUUGAAGGGGAAUUGAAGUAACUCCAAGCACGGAUUUCCCAUCUCGAGUCGAGCACGGAGGCAAUUUUAGACGAUUCUUCCCUCCCUAAUUCCCCAUGUUGCUCAUGUACUCCGUUAAGUUCGUCUAGUUCCUCGUGUAGUUCAAUCGAUGACACAAAGAGCCGACCUGAUUUAGGAACAAUAAACAAGAAAAGACAAGUUCUUAAAAGGUGCAGGAAGAUAACAGCUGUCCUUGAUGACGUUUCUGAGAGGUACAAUGAGUCCAUCGCUGCCGUCCUCGGAAACAGCUUCUUGUACGGAACGGAUGGGGAAAGGGAAAAAGUACAAGGCAUCAUCUCAGAAGUCAUUGAUCUAAUUGUUACAAAAUCAAAGGGUUCGAGGAAUGGUCUGACCGAGCUUCUUUCGCCACAAACACUAACAAAUGUUUUCCAAGGCAUGCGUGUACCAGACUGGGUGUUGUUGUUUUUUAAGCUCCAAACAAGACUCCCAGAUUCUGCAUGGCAAACUCUGCUGAACUUGACUCGACUAGGAAAGAAUGGGGUGAGUUACUAACUGUAAAGGUUUUUGCUCUCAUUAAAUUUAAGCAUUUUGUUAUUUAUUUUAUUUUCAUUGCUUUGUUUCUACAGCGAUGAGCUGUCAGUCAUGUGAUCCUUUUUCUUACCAGCAAUGUAAGCCCCAUGUAAGGUUGUAUUUGACAAAAUUCAUAAGAGUUUUAUUUCAAAUUUAAUGAGGAUGAUUUUGUGUAUCGUGGUGAGACGUACAGCAUAUUGAUUUUUUAUGAGUAAAAUUACAUCUUACACCUCAGGUAAGGUAUCCAGUUUUCAAAGGAUUCCUCCUGAGUGUUAUAAUAUUGUAAUUUUCACGCCCUGUGUUGAAUUUCAUUUGCACGUGCUGCUAGACUCAUUAAUAUUCAGUUUCGUUUGUACCUUCGAGGCACUUGAUAGAGAUUAAAUGUCUGUUCAGUAACCGCUUGAACGUGUGGAUCGCUGUGUUAUUACACUGAGAGGGGAAUUACAUAUUUUCAUUCAGUUUUAUGGCUUGAAAAUCAGAACACGAUAUAUAAAGCAGUUAUUGAGACUUCUUUUAGUGGGUUAUUUUUGAAAGUAUUUCUGAACAUAACUGAUGUCAACCUUUUUUAACAUUUAUAAAGUGACAGUUGAUCUAAACCUGUUUCUGGAUAAUUUUUUUCAACAGAGAGCUGGAGACACGCCUGUACUGCUCACAAAAAAUGAGAUAAUGGCACUGAAGAAACUAGUCUUCUCUACAGUACAGAAAACAUUCAAAAUUGCCAGGGUCAAAGAUGCAGAUUUUGAUGCUUAG
This is a messenger RNA of Pocillopora meandrina, 1578 nucleotides long. The record is from the annotation of a GenBank genome assembly. NCBI's taxonomy places the organism in Eukaryota, Metazoa, Cnidaria, Anthozoa, Scleractinia, Pocilloporidae.